Messenger RNA from Klebsormidium nitens, 2924 nucleotides. Lineage: Eukaryota; Viridiplantae; Streptophyta; Klebsormidiophyceae; Klebsormidiales; Klebsormidiaceae. The record is from the annotation of a GenBank genome assembly.
AGAAUCCAACCAUGCUGCAUGUCAUUGUUGAGCGGCCUCUGUUGGGAUUCAGGAAGGUGGUGUGGCGGAGGGUGGCGUGCUGCAGGCUUAGAAGCCAGGUGGUCUUUGCAGGUAGGAGCAAAGGUGUUGUUGCAAAUGCCAAGGGUGAGAAUUCUGUUCUGAGCCCCUGGCGCCGUCACUGAUGAAGUCGCUAAGUCAGAUCUUACCCCCCAUGAGUCAAUACGCAGUUGCAGACAACUAGCACGGAGGUAGUAGAAAACGUUGAUCCUGUUCCUCUGGUGAAAAAGGGUCAAACUUUGCCCAUAAGAGAGGAGAGUCCACGAGCAUGGGCGAGGAGGAAAAAUAUCCAUCGGAUUGACGAAAGAUGCCUCCACCUUCUGGAAGCAGUAUACCGUCAGUAGCAAUGAAUGCUGACGCAGGCGGUUCAGUGGGGCACAACGCUCAGGCGCCAGAGGAAGCGCAGCGACCUCUGGACUUCGAGCGUUGGUCUCUUGAUAGCGAAACAGCACAGUUUGAGGGAGGUAGCAAACACGACGGCAAUUCCUGUAGGAGCAGCUUAGAUAUUGAUGGGGUGGCAGUGGAGUCAGAGCGUCAAGGAAAAAGCCAAACAAAGCGUCCGUCUCAAAGCAGAAAGGAACAACAGCAUCAAAAAGCGGUCCAGAAGAAGUACGGGCCGGUGGGAUCAUUGAGCAAGAUCAAGCGUUUGCUGUCGUCCAGUGGGGGAGACUUUUCAGACGAAGAGGAACAACUAGGUGGGGAGAGAGAUACGCUGCUUGCGCCGGCCCCAUCAUCGUGUUAUGUGGACGCUGACGAUCAGAGUGAGGGGAAGGAGUCCGAGUACUGGAAGGAGGCCAAGCGACUAUGGAACCUCGCCGUGCCCAUCGCAUUUAUGCAGGUUCUCUGGUACGCGCGCACGGUCGCCAGCCUCAUCUUCGUAGGCCACCUCGGGGGGGUGCAGCUCGCUGGCAUCGCGUUGGCCAGUACUUUUGCGAGCGUGUCCGGGUAUGCUAUCAUGUUCGGCCUGGCUAGCGGAAUGGACCCCCUCUGCUCCCAAGCGGUCGGCGCCAAAGAGUACGCCGCAGUUGGGUUGACGCUGCAACGAGGGUGGGCCGUUUUACUGUGCGUGUGCGUCCCGACGUUUGCCACGUGGUGGAACGUGGAGCCCUUCUUUCGGUUUGCCAGGCAGGACCCGGUUCUGACGGGGUUUGCCAGCGAGUACUUGAGAAUCCUGACCCUGGACCUGCUGUUCAUGGGACUGGCGCAGCCGCUGCGGGUGUUUUUGCGGUCACAGGGCAUUACCAAGCCCAUGGCUUGCUUCGCCGGCAUCGCCUUCGCGGGCCACGUCUUCUUCCUCCACGUGUUCAUAAACCUGCUGAACCUCGGCGCGCGCGGGGCCGCGAUCGCGCAGUGCUGCACGUCGUUCAACUUCUUCAUGAUGCUACUGCUCUACGUGCGUUGCUACCCGGGGCCUCACCGCCAGUGCUGGGACGGGCGGUUCGACGCAAAGGCACUGAAUCCGGCGGGAUGGAAGCCGCUUUUGAAGCAGGCCAUCCCGUCGUUCGUGUCGCUCUACCUGCAGCGCUGGUUCUACGAGGGCAUGGUCAUCAUGGCCGGUUGGCUGCCAGACCCGCACGUGCCAGUUGGUGCGAUGGCGGUCGCUAUGAACGUGUUUUCACUGGUCACCAUGUUACCAAUGGCGUUCAACAUUGCGGGGGCGACACGUGUGGGGAACGAGCUUGGCGCGAACGCUCCUCGGGGCGCACAAGUCGCGAGCCGCGUCGCGUUCCUCUACGCCGUUUGCAUCGGCGUCAUGUGGUGCGUCAUCAUCACGUCAUCCCGUGAGGUCAUCCCCCGGGUUUUCACCACUGAUGGCGACGUCCGGGCGCUGUGCUCCACGUUGCUGGUCGCCCUCGGCGUCUGCCAGCUGUUCAACUGCCCCAUGUCGGUGCUCGGGGGACUGCUCCGAGGGGUGGGCAAGCCGUCGACAGUAGUGGUACUGAGCCUUAGUUCCUACUACGUCAUCGGGUUGCCCACUUCGGUUACGCUCACCUUCUACAAGGGUUGGGGCGCCCUCGGCCUCUGGUGGGGCCUAACAAUCGCUCAGAGCGUUAUGGUAACCCUGAUGGUUAUCGUCGUAACCCGGUUAUCGUGGCAGGAGUUGGCGGAUAAAGCGCGGAGCCGGGCGAAAGAGGGGGGCCGGGACGCGGAGAAAGUGCCUCGGAAAGGGGGGUGGAAAACUGGAAACGAUAAAGCGGGGGCAGAGGUUGAGAAGUUGCUCCGAAACGGGGGGGCAGAGAAAGCUGAUGUUGAGGCGGGGGUGAGUGGGGUCGGAAGCUCGAGGGAAAGAUAGCGACUGGCGAGACGCACGCGGUUACAAAUAGGAACAUUGAAGAGCUGGUCUCUGGAGCAGAUGAGACCGCCACGAAAGCAUAGGACGAGUUGAUACCCAUACAAGGCCGAUUUAUGGAGCAUGAUAUAAGUUGGUUGGGAGAGGUGGGCAGUCGCAGCAGAGAUUUGAGUAGGGAUGGCACUACGUGAAUUGCUCGCAAUGAUUCGAGAUCAAUUGAUGGUCACACACAACGGGAACACACUGGCUGCACGCAAGAAAUAAUGAUUCCUGGGACUCAAAUAGGCCCGCAUUUUGCCUGAUUGCUUGCGCCUUGACAAAAAUAGGCCCUGUACUUCAAACAUUUUCAGAAGCUCGCGCAGGCACAUGAGUUGGUACUUGACAAUUGAGUUGUUGGCCUCAAGAGAAACCUGCUGAGCCAACCGUAGCACUCAUUGUCAUGUAUUCAUUGGAAGUGAAUUUGAACGUAUCAUAUGUAUCCAAGUUCAAUUUUAACAGGUCAAAGCUCCGAGACACGACUGCAUUGGAUAAGGCAAAUUCGAAAGAGUGGACCAUGGUCAAGUUUUUUAAAGUCCUG